Molecule: messenger RNA, 5559 nt
Organism: Phytophthora sojae
Lineage: Eukaryota; Oomycota; Peronosporomycetes; Peronosporales; Peronosporaceae
Product: RNA polymerase II large subunit
Exons: 2
Coding region: 1-5559 (1852 amino acids)
Biological process (GO): transcription by RNA polymerase II
Cellular component (GO): RNA polymerase II, core complex
Molecular function (GO): DNA binding
Source: RefSeq, a predicted model, not a curated record
AUGUCGUCCACGCAGUUCUCGUACUCGAGCGCGCGCCUGCGCCGCGUCAAGUACCUGCAGUUCGGCGUGUUCAGCCCCGAGGAGAUCCGCGCCAUGUCCGUGACCAAGCAGACCAAGGUCAACGACCGCAUCAUCCCGGAUGGCAUCUCGCGCCCGGAGACGUACCUGAAUGGCCACCCCGUCAUCGGCGGCAUCGGAGACCCACGCAUGGGCACGUGCGACUUCCGCGCGCGCUGCAAGACCUGCGACUGCACCUACAGCGGCAGCGGCGGCAAGGUGAACGACUGUCCCGGCCACUUUGGCCACAUUGAGCUGGCCCGACCCAUGUACCACAUGGGCUUCAUCAAGGAGGUGCUCAAGAUCUUGCGCUCCGUGUGCUUCCACUGCUCCAAGGUGCUGAGCGACGAGCGCGAUCACCGCUUCAGGUCGGCCAUGAAGAUCAAGAACGGCAAGCGCCGCCUCAAGGCCGUGUACGAGAUCUGCAGCAACAAGAGCAUGUGCGAGUACGGUGAGGAGGCCGACAUGGAAAAGAUGCGCGAGGACCUGAACAUCGGUCUGCAGGGCGGUCUGGACGACAAGUCCAAGCCCAAGGAGGGAGGCCACGGCGGUUGUGGUGGUCUUCAGCCCAAGUACCGCAAGCAGGGCAUUAAGCUGCUGGUCGAGUUCCCCGAGCAGAUGGAGGACGUGCCUGGAUCGGGCGACCGCAAACAGAACCUGCCUGCCGCGAAGGUGCUCUCGAUUUUCAAGAACAUCUCGGACGAAGACUGCUUCGCUCUCGGACUGGACCCGCGUUGGGCUCGUCCGGACUGGCUCGUCAUGACGCUGAUGCCCGUGCCGCCUCCGCACGUCCGUCCUUCUGUGGCUAUCGAUGGCAUGGCGCGUGGUGAAGAUGACCUUACACACAACCUGGCGUCUAUCGUGAAGGCAAACUUGGCGCUGCUCAACUGCGUGCGGAAGGGUGAACCGUCGCACAUUAUCGAGCAGUUCGAACAGCUACUGCAGUUCCAUUUGGCUACCUUCCUCAACAAUGAACAGCCCGGUCUCCCUCAAGCCCAACAGCGGUCCGGAAAACCGCUGAAGACGCUGCGACAGCGUUUGCGUGGUAAAGAGGGUCGUAUUCGUGGUAACCUCAUGGGUAAGCGUGUGGACUUCUCGGCCCGUACCGUCAUCACGGCCGACCCCAACAUUGCCAUUGAUCAAGUCGGUGUCCCUCGUUCGAUCGCCAUGAACCUUACCGUGCCAGAACGUGUCACGCCGUUCAAUAUGAACUACAUGCAUCAGCUGAUUGCGAACGGUCCGCUGGAGCACCCUGGCGCCAAGUACAUUAUUCGUGAAGAUGGCAACCGCAUUGAUUUGCGUUACAUCAAGAACAAGUCGGACCUUGCGCUGAAGUGUGGAUGGAUCGUGGAGCGGCAUCUUCGUGACGACGACUUGGUGUUGUUCAACCGUCAGCCGUCUCUUCACAAGAUGUCCAUUAUGUCUCAUCGCGUGAAGGUGUUUGACUGGUCGACGUUCCGUUUGAACCUGUCCGUCACAUCACCGUACAACGCCGAUUUCGAUGGUGAUGAAAUGAACUUGCACGUGCCGCAGUCCAUGACUGCUCGUGCCGACGCACAGGAGCUGAUGAUGGUGCACAAGGUGAUUAUCACCCCGCAGAGUAACCGUCCCGUCAUGGGUAUUGUGCAGGACUCGCUGCUGGGUGCUCAGAAGUUUACCAAGCGUGACAUUUUCUUGACCAAGGAUUGGGUCAUGAACCUGUUGAUGUGGGUUUCCAACUGGGAUGGAAAGGUGCCGACGCCUGCAAUUCUGGUGCCGAAGAAGGGUGAGUUGGGCAAGUACACUCCGAUCUGGACGGGCAAGCAGCUCUUCUCGACGAUUGUACCGGGGAUUAACUUUACUGGCUUUUCGUCCACACACAACAGCAAGGAGAAGUUCUCGGAUCUCUCUCCCAUCGACUCUCGCGUGAUCAUUCAGCAGGGUGAACUACUUGCUGGUAUUAUUGACAAGAAGAUUAUUGGUUCGUCAGCAGGUGGUUUGAUUCACAUCACGAUGCUUGAAAAGGGUCCCGAUGAGACGAAGCGCCUCCUUGGUGCAAUUCAGCAACUGGUAAACAACUGGUUGGUUGGCCGCAGUUUCACUGUUGGUGUGAGUGACACAAUUGCCGAUGUGUCGACUUUGAAGACUAUUGUCGAUAUUAUUACCCAAGCCAAGGUGCAAGUGCACGAUCUGGUGGUGCGUGGUCAAAAGGGAAAACUUGAAACCCAGCCUGGCCGAACCAUGGUUGAGUCGUUUGAAGGUCUCGUCAAUAUUGUGCUUAACACAGCCCGUGACCAGGCCGGUCGUGAGGCGCAGGGCAGUCUGGAUGAGACAAACAACAUUAAGGCUACGGUGACGUCGGGUUCCAAGGGUUCUUUCAUUAAUAUCUCGCAGAUUAUUGCUUGCGUGGGCCAGCAGAACGUUGAAGGAAAGCGUAUCCCGUACGGCUUCAACCAUCGUACGUUGCCGCACUACGGCAAGGACGAUUUGGGCCCCGAAAGUCGUGGUUUCGUGGAGAACUCGUACCUGAAGGGUUUGACACCUCAAGAAUUCUUCUUCCACGCCAUGGGUGGUCGUGAAGGUCUAAUUGAUACGGCUGUGAAGACGGCCGAGACUGGUUACAUUCAGCGCCGUCUGGUGAAGGCAAUGGAGUCGGUUAUGACGCGUUACGAUGGUACCGUCCGAAAUGCGCAAGGCGAGAUUAUCCAGUUCCUGUACGGUGAAGACGGUAUGGAUGCCGUUUGGGUCGAGAAGCAGCGGUUCGAGUCACACAAGCUGAACAAGGUCCAGUUCGAGAAAAAAUAUGUGUUUGAUCCGUCUGACGAAGAGCUUGGCUGUGUGCCGAACUGCCCCGACCAGCUUUACCUCGAGCCCGAUAUUAUUAAGGACAUCCGAACGAACCAGCGGACACAGCAACUCUUGCGAGAGGAACUGGCUCAGCUUCAGAAGGACCGUGUCAACCUGCGUGUCAUUUUGGCAAGUCGUGGUCAGGGGCAGGAGUCCGAUAACGCUGCCCAGAUUCCUGUUAAUAUCCGGCGUCUGGUGGAAAAUGCCCAGCAGCUAUUCAGCAUCGACAUGAGGAAGCCGUCUAGCUUGCACCCAUCCCGCAUUAUUGAGGGUGUUAAGGAGCUGUGCAAGAAGAUUAUUGUCGUGCAGGGCGAUGACCGACUGAGUAUUGAAGCCCAGGAGAACGCAACUUUGUUCUUCCAGAUUCUGUUGCGGUCGACGCUGGCCUCCAAGUGUGUUACGCUUGAGCACCGCCUGACUGAGACAGCGUUCGAAUGGCUGAUGGGUGAAAUUGAGUCCAAGUUUACUAGCGCUUUGGUGUCUGCUGGUGAAAUGGCUGGUGUUGUUGGUGCGCAGUCGAUUGGUGAGCCGGCGACGCAGAUGACGCUGAACACAUUCCACUACGCCGGUGUGUCCGCAAAGAACGUGACGCUUGGUGUGCCUCGCCUGAAGGAAAUUAUGAAUAUCGCAAAGGACGUGAGAACUCCGUCAUUGCGUAUCUUCUUGACACCCGAUUGCGCACACGAUGCCGACAAGGCAAAGUUCAUUCAGUCGCAACUCGAAUACACAACGCUGGCUGAUGUGACGGCGAACACCUCCAUCUACUACGACCCGGACCCGAUGAACACUGUGGUUGAGGAAGACCAGGAGUUCGUGGCGUCGUACUACGAAAUGCCCGAUGAAGACACGCCGAUCGCUCGUUCUCCGUGGCUUCUGCGUAUCGAGCUGAACCCGAAGAUGAUGGCCGACAAGAAGCUGACGAUGGGCGAAAUUGCCGCGCAGGUUGAGUCCGAGUACGGUCAGGAUCUUUCAUGUAUCUUCACGGAUGAUAACGCCGAUCGUCUCGUGCUGCGUAUUCGUAUUAUGAGCGAUGAGGAGGAGAAGCUCCAGCGCUCGGGUGAGACUGCCGUAGGACAGGAAGAUGACACGUUCCUGAAGCGUGUGGAACACAACAUGCUGACGCAGAUGAAGCUGCGCGGUAUUGAGGGUGUGAAGAAGGUGUACAUUCGCGAGGGCCCGUCGACGCACUGGUUCGACGACGUUGGCUUCAAGAUGAUGAAUGAGUGGAUGCUGGAUACGGAUGGCACGAACUUGCUUGAUGUAAUGUGCUACCCGCAGGUCGAUGCCACCCGUACCAUUUCGAACGAUAUUGUGGAAAUCAUUCAGGUGCUGGGUAUUGAGGCCGUUCGUCGCGCUCUUCUGAACGAAAUCCGGCAGGUUAUUUCGUUCGAUGGUGCUUAUGUGAACUAUCGGCAUUUGGCUUGCUUGUGUGACGUGAUGACGUUCCGUGGUCACCUCAUGGCUAUCACUCGCCACGGUAUCAACCGUGACGACUCUGGCCCGCUUGUCCGAUGUUCGUUCGAGGAGACGGUGGAGAUUCUGAUGGAUGCUGCUAUGUUCUCAGAGGGUGACCCGUUGACGGGUGUGUCCGAAAAUGUGAUGCUUGGCCAGCUGGCCCCUCUUGGUACGGGUAUCAUGGACCUGGUGCUCGACGCCAAGAAGCUUGCGAACGCUAUCGAGUACGAGGCUUCGGAGAUCCAGCAGGUGAUGCAGGGUCUCGACAACGAGUGGAGGAGCCCGGACCAAGGACCUGGUACGCCGAUGGCGACUCCGUUCGCGUCGACGCCGGGCUUUUCGGCCUCGUCGCCGUUCAGCCCUGGUGGCGGUUCGUUCUCGCCGGCGGCUGGUGCCUUCUCGCCCAUGGCGAGUCCGGCAUCUCCCGGAUUCAUGGCGGCUUCGCCUGCGCACAGCCCAGCGUCUCCGCUGAACCCCACAUCGCCUGCAUACAGCCCCAUGUCCCCAGCCUACUCUCCCACUUCGCCUGCGUACAGUCCGACUUCGCCUGCUUACAGCCCGACAUCUCCCGCGUACUCGCCGACGUCACCUGCUUACAGCCCCACGUCGCCUGCAUACUCGCCGACCUCGCCGGCUUACAGCCCGACUUCCCCAGCGUAUUCGCCGACGUCCCCGGCAUACAGCCCGACGUCUCCGGCCUACAGCCCCACUUCGCCGGCGUACUCGCCGACUUCCCCAGCGUACAGCCCGACGUCUCCGGCUUACUCGCCGACAUCGCCUGCAUACAGCCCGACGUCUCCAGCUUACAGCCCGACUUCGCCUGCGUACUCGCCGACGUCUCCUGCGUACAGCCCGACGUCUCCGGCCUACAGUCCGACGUCUCCGGCUUACAGUCCUACUUCUCCGGCAUACACACCCGCGUACUCGCCGACGUCUCCAGCCUACAGUCCGACAUCACCAGCGUAUUCGCCGACGUCGCCUGCCUACUCGCCGACAUCGCCUGCGUACUCGCCCACAUCGCCUGCCUACUCGCCCACAUCUCCAGCGUACAGCCCGACGUCGCCCGCCUACUCGCCAACGUCUCCGGCGUACAGCCCAACGUCGCCAAGCUACAGCCCAGCGUCGCCCGAGUAUAACCCUACGGAGGGCUACAACCCGACUGCGAGCGGCUACAGUCCGACUGAUGGUGACGAGAAGAAGGAGGAGGAGGAUGCGAAGUAA